AUGCCUACAAUUGAGAAUACCGAGCUCCAGGAUGCUCAUCUUCGCAAUGGAAAGAAGUGCAUUCAAUCAGAUGUCUUGAUAAUCGGAGGCGGUUUUGGUGGCGCGUAUGGACUCUGGAAGAUGCGAAAGCUAGGGUUUCAGACCAAGUUACUAGAAGCGGGCAAGGAGUUCGGUGGAACAUGGCAUUGGAACAGCUACCCUGGCGCUCGUGUUGAUUCCGAGAUGCCAUACUACUCGCUUUCGAUCCCUGAAGUCUGGAAAACAUGGAACUGGAAGGAACGCUUCCCUGGUCAUGACGAGCUCAAGGCAUAUUUCAGACACGUUGACAAGACAUUGGACUUGAGCAAGGAUGCCUUCUUUAACUCAGUUGCAACAAGCAUCAAACGUGAGGAUGGGCUAUGGGUCGUGCAAACAAGAGACGAUCGUGUAUUUCGGUCCACGUAUUUGAUUCUUGCGACCGGAUCUUCUUACAAGAAACAUUUGCCUGCUUUUCCUGGGUUGGACAACUAUGGACGAGAGGUGAUCCAUGCUGCAGACUGGCCUAUUGAUGGUCUGGACGUGAAGGGCAAGAAGGUCGGAGUGGUCGGAAACGGAGCGACUGGCGUGCAACUAGUUCAGGAACUGGGCAAGCAGGACUGCGAUUUGACCGUUCUAAUCCGAACUCCGAUCCACGCAUUGCCUAUGCGUCAGCGUAGAUUCACGAUCGAAGAGCAAGAAUCAACCAAAUUGGCGUAUCCCUAUCUCUUCGAAGGUGCCCAGAACAGUCGAGCCGGUUUUCCUUUCAGAGGCCAAACCAAGUCAUUCUGGGAGGCCACUGUGGAAGAGCGCGAGGCUAUCAUGGAAGAAGGAUGGAAUCGAGGAGGCUUCGCUUUCAAUCAAACCACAUAUCGAGACUUUAUCUGGGACCGCGGAGCCAACAAGGAGUUCUAUAACUUCUGGGCCAAGAAGGUCCGUCAGCGCGUCACCGAUCCUGUGAAGGCUCAGAUUGUUGCACCCAUUCCACAACAAGCAUUGUUCGCCACGAAACGGCCCAGUCUAGAGCAAGAUUACUAUGAUAUCAUCAACCGCUCAAAUGUGACGCUCGUAGACUUGAAAGCGACGCCCAUUGAACGAUUCUCAGAAAGAGGCAUUGUAGCAGGCAGGAAAUUGCAUGAGCUGGAUCUUCUCGUCUUGGCCACUGGAUACGAUGCAGUGACUGGCAGCCUUCUCAACAUGGGUCUCAAGGACGAGAAUGGCGUACCUCUUGAGAACAAAUGGAAGGAUGGCGUGCGAACUUAUCUGGGAUUGAUGAUCCCCGACAUGCCAAACCUGUUCAUGGCAUACGGUCCACAGGCACCGACGUCGUUCGCGAACGGUCCGCCCAUCAUCGAGAUCCAGGUCGAUCUCAUUGCACAGAUGAUUCAGAAGUGCCAGGCGGAGCAGUUGUCUUCGAUAUCUACCGGCGACGCAGCAGCCGAAUUGUGGGCGCAGGAAGUCCGCGAUACUGGUAACAAAACGCUCUAUCCGACGGCCGACUCGUGGUACAUGGGAGCGAAUAUUCCAGGAAAGCCACGCGAGAUGCUGCUGUAUCUUGGCGGGAUGGACACGUAUGCACAGAAGUGUCGUGUGGCGAUCGAUUCUUGGACCGGCUUUAUAACAGCAAGGAAAGAGCAAAAGGCCGUUCGCGCCUCUCUCUGA
This is a messenger RNA of Cercospora beticola, 1677 nucleotides long. RefSeq names its product flavin-containing monooxygenase. The record is from RefSeq and is a predicted model, not a curated record. Gene Ontology annotation, molecular function: oxidoreductase activity. NCBI's taxonomy places the organism in Eukaryota, Fungi, Ascomycota, Dothideomycetes, Mycosphaerellales, Mycosphaerellaceae.